ACGGGCGCAUUGACGCGCGGCCGAUGCCCGUGACGCAAGGCGGGCCCACGUGAAAGCGGCCGCGACGGCUGGGGCCGCGGGCUCCACCCAUCCCUCCCCCGCCCGCCCUCUUGUUGUUUACUACUCCGCCCACGCACACGGACCAAUGCGCCACCACCUCCUCUCCCUCCCCUUCCCUUCACCCCGUCGUGCUCUGCUGCUCUCGUGGGUUGGUCAACCCCCCACCCCCACCCCCGCGAGCGCGAGCCCACGCAUUUCCGCGAGCACCUCUCGCGCGUCACCGCCCUACAUCCACAUGGCAGCCCCGCGACCUUCGCCGUCGCCCGCGGCCUCCUAACAGCAACAGCUCGCGGUCCCGGCUGCCUAGCGCCGCGCGCCGCGCGCCAUGGCGCUGUUACUGCUACGGUGCCUGCUCCUGGCGGCAACGGCAGCGCUGGCGCAAACGCAGCCGCUGGCGUCGCGGACGGACCUAGCGGCGCUCUACACCCUACGUGCCUCGCUGGGGCUACGCGCGCGGGACUGGCCGCUGAAGGCCGACCCCUGCGCGCGGUGGGCGGGCGUGGACUGCGCCAGCGGCCGCGUCGUGGGCGUCACGGUCGCGGGUCUCCGCCGCACGCGCCUGGGCACCGCGCAGGCCCCGGGGCUCGCGCUCGACGCGCUGCGCAACCUCACCGCGCUCGCCCGCUUCAACGCGUCCGGGUUCGCGCUGCCGGGGGAGAUCCCGCCGUGGUUCGGGGCCGGCCUGCCCGCGCCGCUCGCCGUGCUCGACCUCACCUCCGCGGGAGUCAAUGGCACGCUGCCGCCCGGUCUCGGCGCGUCGGGGAACCUCACCGCCGUGCACCUGGCCGGGAACAGCCUCGCGGGUUCCGUUCCGGCCGCGCUGCUCUCCGUCGCGGGACUCCGCGUGCUCGACCUCUCCCGGAACAAUCUCACGGGACCGCUGCCCAACGUCUCUGUCUUCAUCUCUCGUGGCGCCGGCGACGCAGCCAACGCCUCCGUGUUUAACGUCUCCGGGAAUUCUCUGUUCGGCGUCGCCGCCGAUGCCAUUGGGGCGCUCACGAGGAGGUUUCAGGUCGUCGACGUGUCCAGCAACUACUUGGAUGGAGCUUGGAAUGGGUCCGACACAGGAGUGCUUGCCACGACGAAUUGCUUCUACGGUGUGCCGGGUCAGCGCAGCAGUGCGGAUUGUGAGGAGUUUUACAGGAAGCAAGGCGUCAAGCUUGUUGAUGCUCCAGCGCCCUCGCCUGUGCCUUUGCCACAGUCACCGCCUUCACCGGAGAAGAAGAAGCAGAGGAUCUCCAAAAAUGUACUCGUUGGAGUCCUUGUAGCCGCCGGAGCACUGUUGGCUCUGUUUUUUAUUGCACUGCUGUUCUGUUUGUUCAAGAGAAGAAGCAGAGGAACAAGAGGAACGAGGGGAGUGGAGCCAAAUGAGGAAGGGACGCGCUCUUCACGGAGGAGGGAUAGCAGUGUCAAUCCGGUGAUGUCAUUGCCACCGGCAGUGUCUCCAGGUGCUGAUGAUGGACCCAAGAAUGCACCUGCCGUUUCCAGUGAGUACACCUAUGAGCAGCUGGUCCUUGCCACUGGCGGUUUUGGCGAUGACAAACUCAUCAAACACGGGCAUUCGGGGGACAUUUACCAUGGUGUGUUGGAGAAUGGCUCCCAUGUCGUUGUUAAGAAGGUUGGUGCAAAGGGUGUCAACAAACAUGCGAGUGAAUUGGAUUUCUACACGAGGUACUCCCACGAAAGGAUUGUUCCUUUACUCGCGCAUUUGAGCAAUGAUGAUGACGAGUUCCUGGCUUACAAGUAUAUGCCAAAGGGGGACUUGAUCAAUGCACUGCACAAGAAACCUGUGGACACUGCAGAUGGCUUGCCCUCCCUGGAUUGGAUAACUAGACUGAAGAUUGCAACUGGCGUGGCUGAGGCUAUGUGCUUCCUUCAUGAUGAAUGUAGCCCGCCAUUAGUUCACAGAGAUAUCCAAUCAAGUAGUGUCCUUCUCGAUGAUAAAUAUGAAGUGCGACUUGGGAGUAUGAGUGACAUAUGCAUCCAGCAAAGUGGAGGAAGCCAGAAUGUCUUCACUCGGAUAUUGAGAUCGUCAAAGUCUCUCGACAAGCACACAUCAGGUCCACCGGCCACUUGUUCCUACGACGUGCUCUGCUUCGGCAAGGUGCUGCUGGAGCUGGUGACUGGCAACUUCGGCAUCAGCGGAUCAAACGACGCGGCCUCAGAAGAAUGGCUGUCGAACACGCUGAACCACAUCAACAACGGCGACAGGGCGAGCAUCGCGGGCAUCAUGGACCCGCUGCUGCUGGUGGACGAGGACCACCUGGAGGAGGUAUGGGCGGUGGCCAUCAUCGCCAAGACGUGCCUGAGCGCCAAGCCGUCGCGCCGCCCCACGGCGCGCUACGUGCUGCGCGCCCUGGAGAGCCCGCUGCGCGUGGUGCGCCAGGGCUCCUCCCGGUCGAGCUCGGCACGGCAGCAGCUGCGGAGCUCGUCGUCCCGGAGCUCGUGGCAGUCCGUGUUCCAGGGGAACAACCACCGGGUGCAGAGCCUGGACGCCGCCGCGGCGCUGGACCGGCGGCACUCGCUGCGGUCCCACGGUAGCGGAGGCGAGGCGUCGUUCUCGUUCAAGCGGACGGACGCGGCGCCGGAGCCGGAGCCGGAGCCGGCGGCGGCGGUGCUCGACGAGGACACCCUUGUUGUGUAGUGUAGGAGGAGGACGUUCCCCGGUUCUUUAUAGCCUCUUUUACAGGGCGGCAUUCUUGAUUCUUUUCUCACUCGUGAUAUCACGUCGUCAUAUGUGUGUAUAAUUUGUUCCUGUCUGAUGCGUCCAUCCGUGUUCCAACAUGACAAAAAAGAAAAUUGUGCAUAAAGAGCAUGUUUUGAAUAUUUUGAGCGAGUUUUGAACUUCA
Molecule: messenger RNA, 2909 nt
Organism: Sorghum bicolor (sorghum)
Lineage: Eukaryota; Viridiplantae; Streptophyta; Magnoliopsida; Poales; Poaceae
Product: probable LRR receptor-like serine/threonine-protein kinase At2g16250
Exons: 4
Coding region: 386-2704 (772 amino acids)
Biological process (GO): protein phosphorylation
Molecular function (GO): receptor serine/threonine kinase binding; ATP binding; protein kinase activity
Source: RefSeq, a predicted model, not a curated record